AACAGCAACGUUCAGUGGCUCUCGCUCUGUCUACGUCGUGAUAUUUCGUUUCGUUUCGUUUCGUUACGUUUCGUGUUGUCGCCUGCCCUGCGCGACUUUUGAACCUUCUUCAAUCAGCGAUCCAGGGGGAAGAGAGUGUGAGAACGGAAGAGAACCAACUCCUACGCCUGCGCCGCUGUCUAUGUGUUGCUGAACUGAGCAAUUUCCAUCAUGGACACCGGAAGUGUGGUUAGCGAACCGAUUUCCGCGCAUCAUCGCGCCUUUGCCAAACAGAAAUCCGCCUCCAUGACCAUUUUGAAUCCGAAGGGUUGUGGCAGUGCUGCCAAGUAUAGUCUGCACACGGCAGUGGCAGCCGAGAACCAUGAUCCAGGCAAUGGGCACACGACCAGCCACAGCUCCACCACGGGAAGACGACGCAAGGGUGGAUCCCUGGGCGGAACGCUCUCAUCCCGCUCCACGCGCAGCGAGUCAAAGGAGCUGCGGUCGGCCCUGCAGGAUCGCGAGGCCGUCAUCCAGAAUCUGCGCAUUCAGCUGUGCCUGGGAAAGCUGCCGCGCCCCAGCGGCCCGCCGCUGGACGAUUCGGAGAAGCCAGCAGCCGAGCAAAAGUUGAACCGACUCAAGUCCGAGGCGGAAAACAAGCGCAUCAAGAUCAAGAACCUGAAGAGCGCCCUCGAGAAGCUAGACAUCACAGACAACAUUGACAUACGCAUCCGGCAGGCCGAGCUGGAAUAUGCCCUGGGCCGGGAGGAGCUGCAGAUGCUGUCCAUAGUGGAGGAGGCACGGGCACUGCAGGCCAGGCUGGAGAAGUCCAAGCCGGAGGCCCAGACCCUCUACAACAUCAUCAGCUCUGGGGUGUCGCUCAGCCUGCACGCGGUGCAUGCAACGUCCGGGCGAUGGGCAGCCCAGCAGCGGGCCGAUCAGCCGGGAUUCUACGUGGAGUGGGCCCUGGAGGGCGACGGACUGUACAAGGGCGAUCGCAUAUUGGAGAUCAACGGCCGCCUGGUGACCAGCAAGACCAAAGAGGAGCUGCAGAAGCAUGUGGGCAACUCCGGCAAGUGCCAGAUGGUGGUGAUGCGCAAGAAGUCCCUGCCCAUACCACAGAAGCAGCUCGACCAGGAGAAGGAAAACAACAUGCGACUGCAGCAUCGCAUCUCCUACCUGGAGGAGCAGGUGCGAGAGCUGCAGACAGUCAAGGAGCAGCAGCCCAAUCACCACCACCACCAGCAGCAGCAGCACCACCAGCAGCAGCAGCAACUGCAUCAGACACCCACCAGCCAGUCGCAGCAUGUGACGAGCAUCAGCAUCUCAUCACCCCCGUCGACGCCGCCCGAGAAGCCGCUCAUCUUCCAGCGGGGCAACUACAUCACCACCCUGGUGGGGGGCAAGCCAAUAGAACUGAUGGGCGACGAUAGCGCCCAGACGCCUGCGCAUGUGACCAAAACCCUGAUCAAGGAGAACACCCACAUCGACAUGCGCGAGCGACUGCCCCACAUGUACUCGAUGCCCUCCAAGUCGCUCUCCGCCUCGAAGAUCUCCAUCAACAGCGACUCCGCCUACAUGCAGCACCACAGGCGCGAGAAGGAGCGCCACCGCGAGCGGCGGCCACGCGAUCCCCUGCAACAGCAGCAGCAGCUCCACCGCGAGCAUCUGAUGAGCGCACAUGCCCGCAGCGUGGAGCACCUCAACCAGUACAAUGGACUGGAACGUCGACGGGACACGCCCCGACAGAGCGAGGCGCAGACCCUGCGCACCCGGCUACCCAGCGACAUGAGAAGCGUCAAGUCCCUGGACUUUGACAGCGAAAACGAAUCCAGACCAGCGACGGAGACCAACCGCACGGCGCGACCCACGCCGCCCAAGAAGCCACUGCGGCUGUCCCUGCAGCGGGCUCAGAGCCUGCAGACGGUGGAACUGCACCCUGGCCACGAUCUGGAGCGGAAGCGGCCCAUGAAACGGAUGCACCACAACAAUAACAACCACAACAAGAGCACAGCCUCGCCCACGGAUGAGGGCCAGACGAUGCUCAUCGAGAACUGCAGUCCCCUGCACACAGCCUCCCUGGGCAGGCACAAGCUCAUCUAAGGGGAAGGGAUGGAAACACAGGAACACCCCCUAAACAAUCAUAACCCCCAAACGACUGCCAGCAGAUGGCAGUUGACACCAACAGGCGGACAUGUGCAAAAUUAUAAUUAGAAUUAUAUUUACCUUUGGGCAGGCGGCAGGCAGUCUUCUCUCACGUGAAGGGGAGAGAUUCAUUUGUACUCGAACUCUGCAUUCUGCUGUACUUACAUUCUAUAUCGAUAAGUAGGGAGUAGUGAGAGAUCAUAU
This is a messenger RNA of Drosophila subobscura, 2328 nucleotides long. RefSeq lists its product as uncharacterized. The transcript is spliced from 5 exons. Lineage: Eukaryota; Metazoa; Arthropoda; Insecta; Diptera; Drosophilidae. Gene Ontology annotation, molecular function: protein binding. Bases 211 to 2082 code for a protein of 623 amino acids. The record is from RefSeq and is a predicted model, not a curated record.